This is a messenger RNA of Mastomys coucha (southern multimammate mouse), 1402 nucleotides long. RefSeq names its product zinc finger protein 120-like. Gene Ontology annotation, biological process: regulation of DNA-templated transcription. The coding region runs from base 90 to 1112 and encodes 340 amino acids. The record is from RefSeq and is a predicted model, not a curated record. NCBI's taxonomy places the organism in Eukaryota, Metazoa, Chordata, Mammalia, Rodentia, Muridae. The transcript is spliced from 4 exons.
UGAAGUUCCUCUUUUAAGCUGAAAGUGGUGUUUCUGCUUAAUAAGUUCUGUGAGCUGUGGGGAGUUCGUAAAAGCUCAGAAGUCCCGACAUGGGUAUAGUGACCUAUGAUGAUGUGCAUGUGAACUUCAGUCAGGAAGAAUGGGCUUUGCUGGAUCCUUCUCAAAAGUGUCUCUAUGAAGAUGUGAUGCUGGAGACAUAUAGGAAUCUUACUGCAAUAGGCUACAUUUGGGAAGACGAUUAUAUUGAAGAACACCUUCAAAAUUCUAGAAGAUAUGAAAGGUAUGAAAGAAAUCAUACUGAAGAGCAGCCCUCUCAGUUUAUUCAGUGUGGGAAAGCCUUUGCAUUUCAGAGUCAUAACCAAAGACAUGAAAGAAUUUAUACUGGAGAGAAACCCUCUGAAGAUAUCCCACAUUUUGAAGCUUUUGCCUAUCUCAGUAAUCUCCAAAUACAUAAAGCAACAGUUGCUAGGGAGAACACCUAUGAGUGUAACCAAUGUGGUAGAAACUUUGUAUCUCACAGUUCUCUUGAAAGCCAUAAAAGGGUUCAUACAGGAAAGAAACCUUUUGAAUGUAAUCAUUGUGGUAAAGUCUUUGCAAAAAACAGUUAUCUCCUAAGACAUAAAAGAAUACAUACUGGAGAGAAACCCUUUGAAUGUAACCAGUGUGAUAAAGCCUUUAGACAAAAGAGUGAUCUUCAAAUACAUAGAAGAACACAUACUGGAGAGAAACCUUUCCAAUGUAACCAAUGUUGUAAAUCCUUUGCAACGAACAGUGGCCUUCAACUACACAGAAGAACACAUACUGGAGAGAAACCUUUCCAAUGUAUCCAAUGUGGUAAAGCCUUUGCAAGAAAAGGUCGUCUUCAACUACAUAGAAGAUCACAUACUGGAGAGAAACCUUUCGAAUGUAAGCAAUGUGGUAAAGCAUUUGCAACAAAUAGUUGUCUUCAAAAACAUAGAAGAACACAUACUGGAGAGAAACCUUUUGAAUGUAACCAAUGUGGUAAAGCCUUUGCACAAAACUGUCAGCUCCUAAAACAUAAAAGAAUACAUACUGGAGAGAAACCUUUUGAAUGUAACCAGUAUGAUAAAGCACAAAACAGUCAUCUUUAAAUACAUAGAAGAGCGCAUACUGGAGAGAAACUCUGAGUGUCAUCAAUAUGGCAAAGCCUUUCAAGUCGAUCUACUCUCAUACAUCAUAAAGGAACACAUAACACACAUAGGAGAGAAACCCCCUAGAAUGCAAUCAAUGUUGUAAGGCCUUUCUUGUCCUUGUUUGUAAUAACUGCAUAGUAUUCCAUUGUAUAAAUGAAACAUUUUCGUUACCCAUUCAUCUGUUGACGGACAUCUGGAUGGUUUCCAGUUUCUGGUCUGACAAAUAAAGCUCCUGUGAUCACAAUAAA